Penicillium soppii is the source of this 1398-nucleotide messenger RNA. RefSeq lists its product as uncharacterized. The record is from RefSeq and is a predicted model, not a curated record. Bases 1 to 1398 code for a protein of 465 amino acids. The transcript has a single exon. NCBI's taxonomy places the organism in Eukaryota, Fungi, Ascomycota, Eurotiomycetes, Eurotiales, Aspergillaceae.
AUGGCCUGCAGCCCUUAUGAUACUCAAAACGACCUACGAUUUGACACCUUUGAUCAAUCGGACCAAUCCUCGCUAUUCGCACCAACCCCAGGAUACCAUAUACCCAGAACACCACCCGUUAUUGGCUCUAUCGAUUAUAACAACGUUCUGGGUGAUGAAUCACCUGCCUUGCCAGAUAGGCAGUCGGAGCCGAGUCAGAUACCACUACUUCAACUAUCCGAGUGGGAGGAGGGGAAGUCGUAUGACGAAUCUCCACCUACUUAUCUGCACUACUGGAUUGUGUGGAAAGUGACUCUCAACAACAAGGUUGUCAGAAAGAAUACAGAGCAAGACCUGGUUUUGGCUCCUCGGUUCUAUUGGCGUCUGUUCCUGCAGCCAAAGUUGAACGAACUUGUGGGCAAGAAAUUUCCGCAAAGGAGGGUUGAACUAGAUGACACAGCUAUCGUGGUAUCUGUGAAUCGCCGCACCCAGCAAGAUCUCAUUCUUUGUUUUGACCAAACUGAUGUAGAUUGGCCUACUGUGGAAAAGCAACUUCUCUCCUGGGGUGAUCUAUUCUCAGCUGGGAAGAAGCUAACUCUCAAUAUCUCGUUUAACUAUACCGAUGGUAUCCAAGGCGUGAAGUCUGGCUCCAGAGCAACCGAUAAAAGAGGCGUUACAUCAGUUACCCAGCGCAUGCUUCUUGAUCGACACCUAGAUAUCAAUGCUGAAGAGGAGGCUAAUGGGCAGCCGGCUGCCUGGGCUCAUGUUUAUAGCUUGAUGCGUUGCUCUGGGCGACCAUGCGAGCUGGGACCGCACUGUUGGAGAGACCCUGUCAGCAAAAAGCACUAUAAACUUACCGCGCAAAAUCUGAGGGGCCUUGUCAAUUUUGUGGAGCAGGGCGGAGUGUUGAACUCCCAUUAUGAUGUCCCUGAAACAAUACGGGAAGGUUUAUAUACACAGGAGCAACAGCGACUUGAGAGGCAAAAAGGAUCUAAGCACUGCACGACUGGAACGACCUACCCGCCUAUCAAUAUCACAAACGUACUCCCUGCGCCGUCUUCUCAUUCUCCUGUGCCAGCUACACCGAAUUCCACGCCGGCCAUGUUUGCUGGAAAGAAUAUCGCUGAAGUUUUUGAUAUUCCCGGUCUACGUGACCUUGCUGUUGCUGAAUAUAGUGAGUGGCAGCAAUCACAAGUGAGUGAUGAGAAAUUGAAGGCAGAAUUCCGUACAGCCCGUGACCUUGCACUGGGGGAUGGACUAGACUUGCUGCAAGUUCAUGAGGAUCAGGAUCCUGAAUUCUUCAUCAAGAAUGGGGUAAAGAGAGGAAUCGCUCGGCGCUUUGUUGGUGACAUUAUAUAUUGGGUCAAAAACAAUAAAUGUAGCAUGGAAGCGGGGGACUUGUUCGUUGAAAGCACAUGA